This is a messenger RNA of Oncorhynchus nerka (sockeye salmon), 2217 nucleotides long. Its product is annotated as granule associated Rac and RHOG effector protein 1-like. Lineage: Eukaryota; Metazoa; Chordata; Actinopteri; Salmoniformes; Salmonidae. Gene Ontology annotation, molecular function: CCR4-NOT complex binding. Gene Ontology annotation, biological process: Rac protein signal transduction. The record is from RefSeq and is a predicted model, not a curated record.
UCUUUUGUUUCUCCUUUUUCCUCCCUUAGGAAACGACCUAGAGGCCUUACAGAUACAUUUGUUCUUUUGUCGCUCUUCUAAUCUGCAUUUUGUGGAGGAGAAGGGGCGAGAUCUGGGAGCACAUUUUUGUUUCCGCAGUGAUUAACUACCUCAGCCAGCAGAAGGAAACGGCGAGGACGUUGAGGAGGCCGGCAAAGUUUCCAACAGCAGUCCUAUCAGCUGGCUUCCUUUUAACCGCCACAGACAGUGUGAAGAGAAUCUCUGACGGACUGGUUGUCUGCCCUCCACUCUGCUCCAUACACACAGAGAGGAAGUGAAGUGACAAGGCACCAUUGUCCUACUGGAUAACAGAUUUUUGUCUCUCUUUGUCAGACUCCUUGCUGUUGACCAGUGCCACAUUUCUUUUCAGAUUCUUCGCAUUUUUUGCUUACAGCUUUUAAAGAUUUUCUAACUAUAUAUGUUAUACAAAAGGACAUUUUCUGCUUCUAUUUGAAGGAAUUGUUAUGCACAUGAAUCUUGUCUUGGAAUGAGAGAAUCGUGGAGUGUUUUCAGUUUUUUGCACUGUCCUCUCAUAAACCAUUGACUCCUUUUGAGUCAGAUUCGGGAAGUUGCAUUUCUACCUUUUUAUUUUUUCUGGGACUGUCCACCGUGACCUGCAGCAGGGCUGCACAUAAACAUCACACUUAGUCAACAAGUCUCUACCCUGCAUCACUCUGUUAGUUACAAAGCAUUUUGAGACAAGUUUCUGGUAGAUGGAGCCCUUAAGUUGUCUUUUUACAUAAAUUCCAGGACUAUUGGUUUGUUGUAUUCUAUAAGAGAGAGAGAGAGCUUCUGGUUGGCUGAAAUCCGGAGCUUCCAGAGUCAGCCUGACACUUAUGUAUUGUUGUAGUGCGCAGGAAAGUAAAAUGGACUACAAGCGGCGCUUUUUGCUCGGCGGGUCCAAGCAGAAAGUGCAGCAGCACCAGCAGUACCAGAUGCCUGAGCUGAGCCGGACCCUCAGCGCCCCCCUGGGCUCCACCUGCUCCCCCAUGGGUGGCUCCACCGGGGUGGGUAUGCCCGGCAGCUGCCAACCACCUCCCUCCACCCCCAACACCACUGCGGUCGCCGACAUCCAGCAGGGCAUCUCCAAGUACCUGGAUGCACUGAAUGUGUUCUGCAGGGCCAGCGCCUUUCUCACUGACCUGUUCAGCAGCGUGUUCAGGAACUCUCACUACUCGAAAGCAGCUAUGCAACUUAAGGACGUGCAGGAACAUGUCAUGGAGGCGGCCAGCCGGCUGACUGCAGCAAUAAAGCCAGAGAUCGCCAAGAUGCUGAUGGAGCUGAGCGCUGGGGCUGCCAACUUCAAAGACCAGAAUGACUUCAGCCUGCAGGAUGUGGAGGUGCUGGGUCGGUGCUUCCUAACAGUGAUGCAGGUGCACUUCCAGUUCCUAUCCCAGGCCCUGCAGAAGGUGCAGCCUGUGGCCCAGUCGUGCCUGGCGGAGGCCCUCGCCCAGGCCCAGGAGCGACGCAGCAAUGUCCGCUCCCAGAGCUCCUGUCCUGGGCCCCUGACGGAGCUGGAGGAGGCUUCACGAUCAUGGAAGGGUGCAGCCGAGGCCACGGGACGUCUGAGGGAGAGGGGACGUGACGGCUGCCUGGCAGGCAUCCAGGUCCAGCAGCUCUUCUGCUCCAACAACCCCAACAUCCCUGAUCACCAUCUGAAGGAGCUCAACAUGAAGAUCGACAAUGCCUUACAGGCUUAUAAAGCAGCACUAGAAAGUAUGGGCCACAGUGAAUAUGCACUGAAGGCUGGCUUUCACCUCAAUCCCAAAUCUGUGGAGGCAGCUUUACAGGGUUGCUGCAGUGAGGCAGAGGCCCAGCAGGCUGGCAGGAUGCAGACCAUCUCCCAGCCCAUUCAGUGUGAGCUGCCCACCAUCCCUGUGCAGAUUGGUGCCCACUUCCUCAAAGGAGUGUCCUUCAACGAGUCGGCUGACAACCUCAAACUGAAAACGCACACCAUGUUGCAGCUCAUUAAAGAGGCAGUGGGGCAGAACGGAGUGACCCGGGACGACUCCCCCGUCACUGAGGUCCUCAACCAGGUCUGUCCUUCCAGCUGGAGAAUGGCCUGCAAGACCGCCGUCCAGUUACUGUUCGCUCAGGCGGGACUGGUGAGUACAAAGCACUUAAGAUGUCAACAAGGGCAGCAAACGCACCCAGAUUAAAAUACUUGUCUCAUUAGAU